AUGAGGGGUUGUCGGAUUAGAUUGUAUAACCUUGGAGCAAGGAAGCUUGUUUUGAUCGGAGUGGGUCAAAUUGGAUGCAGUCCAAAUGAAUUAGCCCAAAAUAGCCCUGAUGGCAGAACUUGUGUGGCCAGAAUCAACUCGGCAAAUCAGAUGUUCAAUAGCAAACUUAAGUCUUUAGUGGACACCUUGAACAAUCAAUUCACUGAUGCAAGAUUUAUCUACAUUGAUGCUUAUGGGAUUUUCCAGGAUUUAAUCAGCAGUCCCUCUGCUUUUGGUUUCACUGUGACAAAUAGAGGUUGCUGUGGAGUUGGGAGAAACAAUGGCCAGAUAACAUGUCUUCCUUUUCAAACUCCAUGUCCUAACAGAAAUCAGCAUCUAUUUUGGGAUGCAUUUCAUCCAACUGAAGCUGCAAAUAUCAUAGUUGGGAGAAGAUCAUACAGGGCUCAAAAGUCAUCAGAUGCAUAUCCAAUUGACAUAAGUCGCUUAGCUCAACUUUGAACAUGGAGAAUUUUCAUCAAAUGAAGAGUCUUGCAGGGUCUACCUGCUUAAUAACUAUUUACAUUUUGCUGUUUUUACUGUUGAGUUGUUGUUGAGUGUCUGAGUAACUGCAAAACGUGAUGUACCAAAGACUUGUUCAGAAGUUGUACUUCUUUUUCUUGUUUAAUGUUAAAUUACUAAGUUAAACUA
This is a messenger RNA of Coffea eugenioides, 687 nucleotides long. RefSeq names its product GDSL esterase/lipase At1g29670-like. Lineage: Eukaryota; Viridiplantae; Streptophyta; Magnoliopsida; Gentianales; Rubiaceae. Bases 1 to 498 code for a protein of 165 amino acids. The transcript has 3 exons. Gene Ontology annotation, molecular function: hydrolase activity, acting on ester bonds. The record is from RefSeq and is a predicted model, not a curated record.